Symbiodinium natans is the source of this 327-nucleotide messenger RNA. Lineage: Eukaryota; Dinophyceae; Suessiales; Symbiodiniaceae. The record is from the annotation of a GenBank genome assembly.
AUGGCGCUGGAGGCAGCCGUUGCCUUGGCCACACGAUGGCACUGGUUUGCAGCUGCAGGCAUGACCACCUGCACUUGCCCUGCUGAUCCCCUUGAGCGUUUCGACCUUUUGAGCUUCAAGGAAUUCGGGAAGGGGGCGCCCAUCGCCAGGCGGACUUGGAGGGAACUGGGUCAACUGCUGGCAGCGAAGACAGGAGAGAGUGAGGCUGUUGAGACUGAGCAGCUCAUGCAGUCCUUGGCUGUCUCCCUACAGCGUGAGAAUGCUCGCGCGAUCCUGCGCCGACUGGGUCCACCCGAGCUGCCGGCGGAGCAGCUGGCCGAGCCGUGA